Molecule: messenger RNA, 555 nt
Organism: Phytophthora infestans T30-4
Lineage: Eukaryota; Oomycota; Peronosporomycetes; Peronosporales; Peronosporaceae
Exons: 4
Coding region: 1-555 (184 amino acids)
Biological process (GO): monoatomic ion transport; intracellular water homeostasis
Molecular function (GO): mechanosensitive monoatomic ion channel activity
Source: RefSeq, a predicted model, not a curated record
AUGGUGCCUAGCGCAUCAAGUGUGCUCUGUCGCCCAUGGCCGACCCUUAGAAGUUGGAAUCCGUUCGCUCCGCCGCCGCCUCCUCCGGAAAGCGCGUCGCUGCUCAAUCGAAUGCAAGAAUUCGCAAAUCGCGAGCUUCUGACGUCCCGGGCGCUUCUCACCGACUUCCAGGACUUUAUCCAGCAGGGGAACAUGAUCGACAUGGCGACCGGAGCCUCGCCAACUAUUACUGGGUCGUAUGGUGCCCAACAACUGCCACUAGUUGCUCAAGUGAGACUUGGGAGACUUGGAAACAAGCUCGUGAAAGACGGAGUUGUGACCAUCAACUACGGCUUGUUCAUGGAAAAUGCGGUGACCUUCUUCAUUAACGCCAUCUUCCUGUUCUUGGCGGUCAAGAAAGUGUUCGAAGUAGUGUUCAAGCGUAGCGUGCUGGUCAAGAAGCAAUGCCCACACUGUAAGGAAUUUGUGAAGGGUGAUGCAACUCGAUGCAGAUAUUGCUGCUCUGACAUGGAGUGUCCUCCAAGUUCGAGAGGUUUUUGGAUGACACCUGGCUGA